Messenger RNA from Clunio marinus, 7575 nucleotides. The record is from the annotation of a GenBank genome assembly. Lineage: Eukaryota; Metazoa; Arthropoda; Insecta; Diptera; Chironomidae.
UCAUUCGUGUUUUUACCUUACAGUUUGAUUGUUGUCUUAAGGACAAGAAAAAAUUAAAAUAUCAUAAACUAAUGUGAAGUGAAAAAUCAAUUGUGAAAAAAUUAAAAAAAAAAUUGAAAGUUAUUGACUUUAACGUCUUUUAUUUUGGACUAAAAGAAUUGAAAGAAAAUUAACGAGGUGAAGCUUCAUCUAUCUUGAGUGAGAAGAGUGAUUGUUUAAACAAGAAACGAAGAAUAAAUAAAAUUCUAUCAGAUAACGUGUGACAAUUAAAAGAAAAGUAAAUCAAUAAAUUGAAUGUGCAAUUGAAGUGAAAAAAAUAAUUAAAGUGGAAAAAUGUCACAAGAAAAAAAUAAUGAUGAUGACAUUGUUGUAUCAGGAAUCUCUGGAAGAUUCCCAAAUUCUGAUAACAUCCAUGAAUUUGAAUACAAUCUUUAUAAUAAAGUUGACAUGGCUGAUGAAGAAGAAAGUCGUUGGAAACAUUUCCAUCCUGAAGUUCCCAAACGAACGGGAAAAAUUCGCAAUUUGGAAAAAUUUGAUGCUUCAUUUUUCUCAAUUUUAAACAAGCAUGCCAAUCAAAUGGAUCCUCAAUGUCGUAUAUUGUUGGAACAUUCUUACGAAGCUAUUCUUGAUGCAGGAAUUAGCCCUCAAUCUCUCGUGGGAAGUCGAACAGGAGUUUUCAUUGGAUGUUGUUUCUCCGACUCCAAAGAUACAUUUUUGUAUCGACUUCCAGCUAAGGAAGGAUGGGGAAUUUUCGGAAACGCGAAUUUUUAUUUGUCAAAUCGAAUCUCUUACGCAUUAGGCUUGUGUGGUCCAUCAUUUACUGUUGAUACAGCUUGUUCAAGUUCUGCUUACGCAUUGGAUUGUGCUUAUAAAUAUAUGAUGAGCGGUGCUUGUGAUGCUGCAAUCGUUGGAGGUUCUCAACUUGUUCUUAAUUUAGCUUCAACGAUGGAAUACUCAAGACUUGGCAUAUUGGCUCAAGAUGGAUAUUGUCGACCUUUCGACAAGGAAGCGUCAGGUUUCACUCGUGCUGAUACAAUUUGUGUCGUAUUUUUGCAACGUCAGAAAAAUUCAAAGCGUGUUUAUGCCAGACUUAUGUACACCAAUUCCAAUAAUGAUGGAUUCAAAAAAGAAGGAAGUUCGUUUCCAUCGAAGAUAAUGCAAAAACAGUUGAUUGAAGAAUUCUUUAGAGAAUCGAAAAUCGAUCCAAGUGUUGUGAACUUUGUUGAAGCACACAGCACAGGAACCCGACUUGGAGAUCCAGAAGAAGUUUCUGCCAUCGAUGAAGUUUUUUGUAAAAAUACAAAAAGAUCUAAACCACUACCGAUUGGAUCAGUGAAGUCAAACAUGGGACAUGCAGAAGCUUCAUCAGGCGUUGCUUCAAUCGCUAAGAUUUUGUUGACAUUAGAGAAUCAAAAGAUUCCCCCCAACAUUAACAUCACUGGAUUGAGAGAUGAUGUACCAGCAUUUGCUGAGAAAAGAAUUCGUGUAAUUACAGAAACUGAAGACUUGGAUGGUCCAUUUAUAUCAAUGAAUUCAUUCGGUCUUGGAGGUGCAAAUGCUCAUGCACUUUUCAAAGGAAAUUUGAAAAAGAAAAUCAAUAAAGGCUUGCCCAGUGAUGAUUUAGAGCGUAUGGUGCUUUGGUCGGGAAGAACAGAAAACAGCAUUAAAGCUGUGUAUGAUGAAAUCACAAAGCGUCCACUUGACGUUGAAUUCCUUGCGUUAUUGCAAAAUUCACAAAUUCAAACAAACACAGGCAAUGUUUACCGAGGUUACGGAAUCUUCGCACAAGAUGCAAUGAGUGGCAAUUCUGUUUGUAAACAACAAAACAUUCAACUUUUUACAACUGCGAAACGUCCAAUUGUUUGGGUCUUUACUGGAAUUGGAAGUCAAUGGCCAUCAAUGGGAACUGAUCUGCUUAGAAUUCCACUGUUUGCAAAGACUAUUAAGAAAUGUCAUGACGUUCUUGUGCCUAAAGGAAUGAAUCUCAUGGAAAUCAUUACAUCAUUAGAUCCAAAAACAUUUGAUUCAGUUCUUCAUUCUUAUGUUGGAAUCGCUGCGAUUGAAAUUGCAUUGACUGAUGUAUUGAAAUCUCUAAAUCUUGAACCAGAUUACAUCAUUGGACAUUCGGUUGGUGAACUUGGAGCUGCUUAUGCUGAUAACUGUUUCACAGUUGAAGAAGCAAUGUUAGCUUCAUAUUCACGAGGAAAAGCAAGUGCAGAAGCAAAAUGUAUUCGUGGUGCUAUGGCUGCAAUAGGAAUGAAUCACAAAGACGUCGUGAAGAUUGUUCCAAAUGACAUUGACAUUGCAUGUCAUAAUUCCAUCGACUCAACAACAAUCUCAGGACCCGUUGACAGUGUCAAAGCUUUCGUUCAAGAAUUAAAAUCGCAAAAUGUUUUCGCCAGAGAAGUUGCGUGCUCAGGAAUUCCAUUGCAUAGUCGAUACAUCACAGAAAUGGGAAAACAUUUGUUAUCGAAGCUCAAUGAUGUCAUCAAAACACCCAAGAAGAGAUCAGCUAAAUGGUUGAGCUCAAGUUAUCCUGAAAAUCAAUGGAAUACUCAAGAAAGUCAAUAUUCUUCUGGUCAAUAUCAUACGAAGAACUUAUUAAGUCCAGUUUUGUUCGAAGAAGUUCUUAACAUGUUACCGGAAAAUGCAAUGACAGUUGAAAUAGCACCUCAUGGGUUGUUGAAAUCAAUAUUGAAGAGAUCACUUAAGGAUGGCCUUCACAUAAGUUUAACUCAACGAGACAAUCCGAAUGGAUGUCUGUUUAUGAUGGAAGCACUUGGACAACUCUUUCAAAAUGGUGUUGAUAUCGAUAUUAAGAAUUUAUAUACGCCGGUUGCCUUUCCUGUUUCUCGUGGAACUCCAAUGAUUUCACCUUUAAUUAAAUGGGAUCAUCAAGAGAAUUACGUUGUACCAAAUUUCGAUUCAUUCAACUUCUUUGAAAGACGAAACAUCGCCAUUAAUUUGAGUGACAAAAUAUUUGAAUUCAUUCAGGGACAUAUCAUCGAUGGAAAAGUCUUGUUUCCUGGAACUGGAUGGUUGUUCUGGGUUUGGGAGUCAUUCAGCAUGAUGAUGGGCGUUCCACAAAUGAAUUUGAAAGUUAUGUACGAAGAUGUAAAGUUUUUAAGGGCAACUUCAUUACAGAAGAAUCAAGAUAUUUAUGUUACAAUUAACAUUCAUCGAGCAUCCGGACGGUUUGAGAUUAUUGAAGGCAAAUCUGCAAUCGCACAAGGCUGUAUAAAGGUGGCGGAAAAUGUUGAGAUUUCCGAAAUAAACGUUCCGCAUGUUAAAGAUUCAAUUACAUUGAACGAAGCUGAUUUCUACAAAGAAAUGCGAUUGCGUGGAUAUUACCAUCGUGGAUUAUUUAGAGCUGUUAAAGAGAUUAGAGAUGAUGGGUUAACAGGGAGAAUUAAGUGGAACGAAGAUUGGACAACAUUCACUGAUUGUCUUAUACAAUUCCAAGUGCUGAUGAAAGAUACUCGAAUGCUGAUACUUCCAACGAGAAUCAGAAAAAUGAUCAUCGAUCCGAAACUUCAUUUCCAAAAGUUAUCACAAAUAAAUGCAGAAGAGAAACUUCUUGAAGUCUCAGCGUGUCCUUAUUUAAAUAUCAUUAAAGCUGGUGGUGUUGAAAUUCAUGGAUUCGAAGGAAGUUUAGUAAAUCGUCGUCGUCCACCUUCCGAACCUGUCUUAGAAACUCAUAAAUUCGUUCCAUUUAACUCUAAAGAAAGCUUCUCAAAAGUUGACAUUGCAAAAGUUUGUGUUCAACUUGCAUUGGAGAAUGAACCGGGGAAAAAGUUUGUUUCCGUUGAAAUUGAUGGUAAAGAUGGUAAAAUGCCUUUGAGUGAAUCAGUUUUCCUUGGAUUAGCAGAUCUGCCCGUGAUAACACCGGAAAUUCAUUAUUUAACUUUAUCAGAUGUUGAACUUGAAGGCGUUUCUGUUAGCAACACCGAAUUUUCAUCAAUGAGUGACAUGAACUUGAUUAUUAAAGCAAAUUGUAUUAACGACAAAGAGUUUAUGAAAACAGCAAAGACGCAACUAAAUGGAAAAGGUUUCAUACUUUCAAGAGAACCAUUGAAGUCAACGAUGCAUGAAUUACCACAAGAUAUUCAAUUAAUCUCAUCAUUUGUUACGGAAAAUGAAAAAUUAUUAAUGUUACAAUUUAAGAAAGAAAAUCAAAUUAAACCAGAGACAAUCUUGAGAAUAUCUUCAGAUAUCGACACGUGGAUUGAACCAUUGAAACAAGCUUUGAAGAAAGGAUCGACGUUAAUUUAUUCUCAAAAUGAUUCACUUUCUGGUAUUUUGGGUUUAGUGAAUUGCAUUCGUAAAGAACCGAAUGGUGAUCGAUUGAAAUGCAUUUUCAUUGACGAUAAAUCAGCUCCCAAGUUCGACACAGAAAAUCCUUUCUAUAAAACUCAACUCGAACAUGGUUUAGCUGUAAAUAUUUACAAAAAUGGUGGCUGGGGAAGUUAUAGACAUUUAAAAUUAAAAGAGAUUAAAGUUUCAAAGCCUCGAACCAGUCAUUACUAUGCGAAUUGUUUAGUGAAAGGAGAUUUGUCAACUCUUAUUUGGUUAAGUGGACCGAUGACUGAAAAGAAAUUUAAAAGCAAUAACGUAAAAAUUCAAUAUGCUUCCUUGAACUUCCGUGAUAUUAUGUUAGCCACGGGAAAAAUAAAUUCUGACGAUGUUUUAAACAGAAUCGAACAGCAAUCGAUCAUGGGCUUUGAAUUUUCCGGGGUCACUAGCGAUGGUCGUCGAAUUAUGGGAAUGGGACCAACAGGCGCAUUGGCAACUCAUUACAAUUUGAAUAGAACACUCACUUGGGAUGUUCCAAAAGACUGGACCUUGGAAGAAGCGGCAUCAGUUCCACUUGUCUAUUACACAGUCUACACUGCAUUCUUCUUAACUGCAAAAGUUGAAAAGGGAAAAUCAAUUUUGAUUCAUGCAGGCUGUGGAGGCGUUGGACUUGCUGCUAUUCAAGUCGCUUUAGCUUACGGUCUCAAAGUCUUUACAACAGUGGGAACCACAGAAAAAAGGAAUUUCUUAUUGGACAGAUUCCCAAGUUUAAAACCAGAACAAAUUGGAAAUUCUCGCGAUGUUUCUUUUGAGAAAAUGGUUAAAUUUGGAACAAAAGGCAAAGGAGUUGAUUUUGUGUUAAACUCACUUUCAGAAGAAAAACUCCAAGCGUCAAUUCGAUGUUUGGGAAUGAAUGGAGUGUUCUUAGAGAUUGGAAAAUAUGAUAUCAUGAAUAAGACAAUGUUUGACAUGGGUCAUUUCUCAAAACGAAUUGUAUUUAAAGCAGUUUUCUUUGACGAUAUUCCACUUGAAUCGGAAGAACUUAGGGUCGUUCGAAAACUUGUUGAAAAUGACAUCAUGAAAGGAAUUGUUAAACCACUCAAAACAAACGUCUUCGAAGCAAAUGACAUUGAACAAGCUUUUCGCUUUAUGGCGAGUGGACGACACAUUGGAAAAGUUCUUCUUAAGAUGCGAGAAAAUGCAAAUGACAUCGCAUCGUUGCCUUUCGAAGCACUCCCAAGAGUUUAUUGUGAUUCGUCGGAAUGUUAUGUUCUAGUUGGUGGACUUGGCGGGUUUGGCAUGGAACUUGCUGAUUGGUUAGUUCUACGUGGUUGCAGGAAACUUGUGAUGAGUUCAAGUCGUGGUAUUUCCAAUGCUUAUCAAGCUUCGAGAAUAAAAGUUUGGCAGUCUUAUGGUGUUGAUGUUGUUAUUAACACUUCAAACAUUGCCAAGAAAUCUGGUUGUGAAGAUCUUAUUCGUGCUGCGAUGAAACUUGGCCCUGUGGGUGGAAUUUUCAAUCUUGCUGUUGCAUUACGUGAUGGAAUCUUUGAAAAUCAAGACACAAAAAUGUUCCAGGAAUCUCUUGCACCGAAAGCAGAUGCAACGAAAUUUUUGGAUGAAAUUUCUCGAAAAAUUUGUCCUGAAUUAAAAUAUUUUGUAAUAUUUUCAAGUGUUUCAUGUGGUCGUGGCAAUGCUGGUCAAAGUAAUUAUGGCAUGGGUAAUUCAAUUAUGGAAAGAAUCAUGGAAGAACGAUCCAAAGCUGGCUUACCAGCUAAAGCUAUUCAAUGGGGUGCAAUUGGUGAUGUUGGCUUGUUGGCUGAUUUACAAGAAGUCAACAUGGAUAUGGAAAUUAGUGGAACUUUACCUCAGCGUAUUACAAAUUGUCUGGAAGUUCUUGACUCUCUUUUGAAUGUUGACGAACCUGUUGUUGCCAGUAUGGUUGUCGCAGAGAAGCGUUUUGAAGACUUGAAGAAAGGAAAUAUCGUUGAUGCAAUUCUCAACAUCAUGUCAAUUCGAGAUAGAAAAUCAAUUUCGAUGGAUGCUACCUUGUCUCGUCUUGGCAUGGACUCUUUAAUGGGUGUUGAGAUUCAACAAAUUCUUGAACGUGAUUAUGAUGUUGUCAUUUCAUCACAAGAAAUGAGAGCGUUAACGUUAAGUCAGUUGGAGAAACUUGUGAACAAUAAAGGCGAAGGUGUGGCAACGUCGAAUGGCCAUGGAUUGGAACAAAUCGAAUUCCUACUUGUGUCAUUUGGAGAUGAAUCAACAAGCGAUCAAACGAUAAUGAAAUUAGAAAGUGCAUCUAAUGAUUUUACCACAAAAGCUUUAUUAAUUCCUGGAUUUGAAGGAAUGGCUGGAAACACGUGGCAUAACUUUGCGAAGAAGCUUAAUCAUCCUUCUUACAUUUUACAAUGGGGAAAUGUAUCACAAGCAAAAUCUUUAGAUGACAUCUUAGGGAGUGUUGCUAAGGAUAUUCUUAAAUUAUACUCAGCGAAUGACAAAUUUCUUCUCAUCGGUUAUUCAUUUGGAGCUCUUUUAACUUUGAAGAUAGCAAACUUUUUAGAAUCGAAAGGAAGAAAAGGUUCAGUGUACAUUAUUGAUGGAUCUCCCAAAUUCAUCCAGAAAAUCGCAAAUCAAUUAUUGCCAGAUAAAAGUGAUGAAAGCAUCCAAUCCCUCAUUUUAUUAGUAUGCAUUCGAUUGCUGCUCCCAGACGAAUUUCAUAAAGUUUCUGAAAAAGUUUUAAUAAAUGAAACCUGGGAGAAGAGAUUGGAAACAUUUGUUGAGUUUGCUGUUAAAAGGAGUAAGUACAGUGCAGAAUAUGGUAGUAGAAUGUUAACAGCAUUGAUCGAUCGACUUAAAAUUGCUCUCGAUGCUGAUAAACUCAAUUUUGGAAAGUUUAAGAGUCAGCUGACGUUAAUUAAAGCUUCUUCGUUAUCUGUAGACGUUAUGGAUGAAGAUUAUGGUUUAAGUCAAUACAGUGAACAAAAAAUGAACAUAAAUAGUAUCGAAGGUGAUCACAUAACAAUCUUAAGUCAUCCCGAUAUUUACAAAUUGUUCAAUUAGUUUGAAAAACCUUGAGGAACCUUUUUUAUGUAAUGUUAAUGAUUUUUUGUAGCUUCUCAAACUUUAAAAUACAAACAUGAAGUAAUUGAUAUUCAUUCUUUCAGACGAAUUGUUUCGGACUAAUUAUAGUUCAUCUUUAUUACUUUAAGUUCAAUUAAUUUGUAAAGGUCAGAAAAUAAGAAAUAACAAAAUAAACUGAAUAAAAGGGUUUUAAUUGAAAAU